AUGCAAAAAUUUAUAGUUGGUAUAUGGCAACUUAAAAGUGGAAAAGAAUAUUCACCUUCUUCUCUGAAAAAUGCAUUAAUCCUAUUAAAUAGAAAAAUAAAACAGUUAAAACAAAAUAGAAUUAUUCUACAACUUCAUUAUCCGUUAACUGAGAAAGAGAUUACUCUUAUAUUUAACUAUCCGAAAGUAUCAGCAUCGCAUGCUCAAGGGUUACAAUAUAAAAUAUUUAUGUGGAUGUGUAUGCUUUGUGCACCAUGGGGUGGAGGCUUAGAUAAUAAUGGUAAUGCAACUAGUAUUCCAAUUCUAUCAGAUCCUCUUGAAAAAUGUAGACCCGUUUAUGAUAUUCGUCUUUACUUUUCUAAACGACCUGAUAAUUGUGCUUCGCCAAAUUUGCUUCUUCAAUUAGCAAAAAAUCUGAUUGUCAAUCAUUCAGGUCAUACUACUUCAAUUACACAUUUAUAUCAACUCAGAACACCUAAUUCAACUUUAAUGUCAAUUACUGGGCAUAAAAGUGAAAGUUCUGUUAGAAUUUAUUCGCACCCUUCUGAACAGCAAAAAAAAGAUUGUUUAUCUGCAAUAAUUAAUUCUAGCAUUAAUAAUAUUGAG
This is a messenger RNA of Racocetra persica, 606 nucleotides long. Lineage: Eukaryota; Fungi; Glomeromycota; Glomeromycetes; Diversisporales; Gigasporaceae. The record is from the annotation of a GenBank genome assembly.